AUGUCUGACAGAGGAAUCAUCAAUCUGGCAUUGUCCAAGAGGCAACCUCUGCUCAAAGACAAACCCGCUGCUGGCGAUGACCAAUCCCUCCUUCCAAAAGCAACCAAAACUCACCCCAGGGGCAGCAAAGGGGAUGAAAAUGCAAACGUCUAUUUUAUCGGAACAGCCACCACAGUCAUAGAAUGGCAAGGCUUUCGUCUCCUCACGGACCCAAACUUUCUCCAUGCUGGUGAUCACGUCCAUCUUGGCCCUGGUGUCACUGCCCAACGAGAGACCAACCCAGCAGUUGACUUGCACGAGUUACCUUCGCUGGACGGCAUUCUUCUCUCUCAUUACCAUGAAGAUCACUUCGAUCGACUCGUCGAAGAUUCGCUCAAUAGGGACUUUCUCAUUGUCACUACUCCCCAUGCCCAUAAAUGCUUGACAGCUAAAGACCCGCCCUUCACCAACGUCAAGGCACUUGACUUUUUCGACCAUGUGAAGCUCAAAUCUGAUGAUACUGAAGCUGGAAAACAAGCCCCUGUCAUCAAAGUCACUGGCAUGCCGGGCAAACAUGUCCCUCCUGGUCCCCUGGCCGCAUUGAACGACCUCCUCGGUGCGGUUCCGCCUACCAACGGCUGGAUGCUCGAGCUAGGCUGCCACAACGACGGAGAUGAAAGGGUGCAAACUGGCUAUCGUAUCUACAUCUCUGGAGAUACCCUCCUCGUGGAUGAGCUCAAAGAUAUUCCGAAGUGGCUUCAACAGAAGCGUAUCGACUUGAUGCUGAUUCACCUGGGAGGAACCACUAUCCCUGGGCCGUCUGCACCUCUGCUCAUGGUUACCAUGGAUGCGAAACAAGGUGUUGAGAUGAUUCAAAUGAUGGAUCCCGAUGUUACUAUCCCCAUUCAUUACGAUGACUACGAUGUUUUUCUAUCUUCACGAAAUGACUUUGAGAAAGCUGUAAAGGAGGCUGGGUUGGAGGACAGAGUCGUGCUUCUGGAUAGAGGCGACAGAUAUCAAUUCGCAGUCAGGAAGGAUUAG
Fusarium pseudograminearum CS3096 is the source of this 1020-nucleotide messenger RNA. RefSeq lists its product as uncharacterized. The transcript has a single exon. The record is from RefSeq and is a predicted model, not a curated record. Bases 1 to 1020 code for a protein of 339 amino acids. Lineage: Eukaryota; Fungi; Ascomycota; Sordariomycetes; Hypocreales; Nectriaceae.